UGACGUCAAGACAAGCACUGCUACUUCAGCCAAAGUAAAUGCCUGUCAGUUUGUGGAAAUACACGACCUGCAGUUCAACCUGUUGACAUUUGUUUGUGCAAAAUGGAUAAUGUGUUGAUCUGGUUAAACGUGUGAUAUAUAUUGUGUGUUGAUAUGACGAUUUUAUAAAUUCGAGCUGUCUGCUUGGGCAGGUACGACUGGCCGCGAUGGACGGGCCAUACACUCGAGUUUUGCUUAUAAGCGCAAAUGUUGGCUCCAUUUUUGAAGAUCCUGAUCAUAUGCUGAAACUAUGGCUUACAGAAUUCCUAAAGACUGUACAGCAGUACGAGCCUGGCCUGCUGGCUCUCCAUUGCCAAGAAGUUGGCGGUAAAAACUAUGAGGCUUCCAUGCAACAUGUUAACUCUUUUGUGAAAUCUAUGCUAGGUUGUGAGGAAUUACAGAAAUAUGACAGAGUACGUGUGUUUUUGGAUGAGGACUACACUGCUGCAGACAAGUUCACAGCGCUUGGCAAUUUAUACUUUAUCCACGAGUCCAUUGACGAUGUGAUGAUCUGGGAUUUCGUUGAUUGCAAAUUUGUACCUGUGCUUGGACGAGAGGUACUUUCAGGGAAUAUAGAGAAUGUUCAAAUCAAGGAGAAAGCCAAGUUUCCCCAGGAUUUCUUCCCAGAUUUCAAAUGGUCAAGGAAAGGCUUUAUCAGAACAAGAUGGAAUAUAAGAAAUUGUUUAUUUGAUCUUGUCAACAUCCAUCUAUUCCAUGAUGCAUCCAAUAUUAUUGCAAUGCAAACAAGUCCCUCAGUAUACAGUAAUAACAGAAAAGCAGCACUGCUACACACACUGCAAAGGUUUGAAAAGGACCAGUACGAUAAAGUCCCCAUGUUCAUAUUUGGUGAUUUUAACUUCCGUCUAGAUGUCCACCAGCUAGUUUCGAGUUUGACGUCAAAAACCAAAACGCACCAAACCAAAGGAAAAAAGGACCAAAUUGCCAAAAUAGUAUACUCAGAGGAAGGCAAUGGAAAGACUGUGCUGUCAAUCGAGACAAAAGGGUUUGAUCACCAUGACAAACAUGCAGAGGUUUUCUCAAAGAAAGCAAAAUAUUUACGGCCCUAUGACAAGGAGAUCUAUUCCUACAAAGACAAGCUGUAUGAGUUUGAUAUAUCUUUUGCACCAAGCUACCCAUUCUCAGAAGACAUCACAGAUGGUUUGUCCUACAUGAAGACGAGAUGUCCAUCGUGGUGCGACCGCAUCCUCAUGUCUAGUAGUGCCAAAAACAUAGUCGUAAACGAAGACAAGUACCAGCCCCGAUAUGACAUCAUUGGAAAGGAAAUCUGUAUGGGGGAUCACAAGCCAGUUUACCUGUAUCUACACAUCAAGAGAAGCCAAGCUCCCACAGUGUCGGCACCUGAGCUGUUACAGCUGCCCACAGCCACCGAGGUGAUAGUACCCAGCACACAGGUGAAGAUUUCCCACGUGGACACUACUAAGUAUAUCCACAUCCGGCGGCAAAAUGGCAACUCAACCCGCGUCUUCCGAGAAACGUCAGUCUGACACCAGUUGUCUCCCCUGGACCUUGUAAUAUGUAGACACUGGUAGACAGGACGUUCUGCUACAUAUCCAACAGAAAUUUUGGCAUUCAUAUUGUUUUUUCCCCUUUUUUAUUUAAUACAAUGUUACAUUUUUGUUAAAUGCAUGAAAUGGUCUAUUUAAUACAUAGAGAAUUAUGAAAUAUUUACUGUGCAAACAACAGUUGAAGAGUAUGCUAAUUAGCAAUUUUUAAAUUUUGAAGUGUGAAUUUUUACAGGUAAUACAUUUUUAAAGUAUUUCUGAAUAUUGGCUAUGGAGUUAUUUAGCAGAACAUCCUCCAAUUCCUUCUUUUUUGCUCACUGUGAAUGGUGAUAUACGACCAACUCUGCAUGCUUACUACUGUGCGGCAUACACACUUUUAGUGUAAUUAUACCACCUCAAGUAGAAAUCUCACUAUUAGCCAGUAUAACACAAAGAUAAAUGAGCAGAAAUCAGCUACAUUCAAAAUGAACCCCCCACUGUUAUGAUUAAAAUAUGAUGAUAUUUUUGCAGCUGAUUUCAUUAAGAACUUCUGCAUACUCUAUACUGUAGCUCCCUGGUGAAGUGAAGACACCACAUUUGAAUUUUGAAUUGUUAACACACUUUGGAUUAAACUGAAUCAUACAUUUCUAGUGAAUAGUAAUUAAAGAAUUCUUUUAUUUUUAGUUUCCAUUUGAUCAAAUGUCUUUGAUAUGUGUAGGAAUAACCCUUCUGAUAAAUGGAAGUUGGUUAGAAAAUGUGUAUUGACAUACCUAAUUUAUGUAAAUUAAUAUAAUUUGAAAAAGUGUUCACCUAGUGCUGAAAAACUCCAGAAGUACUUACUAACUGUGAUUUAUAGAUAAAGCCCACACACACAACCCAAGGACUAGUGGGACCUCUGUGUGCUGCAUACCGAAUGCACUACACCGACAAUAAUUUUCGAUACAAAAAUACUUCACUCGUUUUACUUUGGUUUAUAUUAGAUUGAUUGUUGAGAUAAUAAAGUUUUCUUUAAAUUGUUGAAACAAAUAAUAGCCCGAGUAAACAAACACCUGUCCGGUAGUGGAUCUCACACCUAGUGUUAGCUUUACUGUUUUGGAACUUACAGCAGGCGAUGCUGCGAAGGCAGUUUUAGGACAAUGGUCAGAGAUCUAUAAAACUUUGUGUCUCUAUGACAGUUAACCAGAUAUCUCAUUUGUCUGCACAGAAUAUGCAGAGCAGGCAUUUUGCAUUCCCAUCUUCAAAUCUCUACCUAAUGCAUGUUGGGCACCAAGUAACGAGCAGAGGAGACACCAUUUCCCGUGAAAGAUUGGAGAUGGUGUCCUUUCUAUCACCGGGUUACUGUCUAAUAAGGUCCUCCACUUGGAGGAGAUAUUAGACCGAUACUGGUUAUUAUAUUUCACCUAUAUUUCAAUGUGCAGAAAAAUGUUUUUCGUGCUAUAUCAUAGUGGUAUUAUAAGGGUCUUUACCUAGAGGUACAGGUGGGAACGUUUUCUUUGAAUGUUAUUCUAUCAAACUAAAACAAGCCAUGAAAAUGUGUGCACUAUUCUGUUUCUAUCCCACACGUUCUGUGACAUCUGAGCCGGUAUCAGUUUGGGCAUACUGUUAAAGAAGAAACAUCUUUCAUUGUUUAGUUGUUUAUCAUAGGAGAAACAACCCUUACGAUUAUGAAAUCCAAUUUGUUGUGCUUUAUUUAACAAAUGGUUUUGUUCUGUUGUGAAAUGCACAUUGCUGGAAAAUUUGGUUCAUAUUGAAAUUUUUAGAAGCCAAAUUUCACCUUUCUGCAUAUUAGUCAUUUUGAAAAACAAAAAAGUUAACUUAUAUGAGUUAAUCAUUAAGAAUAAUUACUAAAAAGGUCAAAUAAUGAAUUAAAAUGAAAUCAUGAAUAUUUGAGGAUUAGAAAUGUAAUUUCUUGCACCUCAUCAAAUUUACAGGGUUUUUUGUUAGGUUUGCCAGAAUAUGUGUGUGUUGCUGUGACGGAAGGAGAAAAACCACAUUUAAUUAGUUACUGUGAAUAUGUUUCCAAAGUUUGUUGGGUGUGAUUAUGCUGAACACAAGAGGAUUAAGCAAUAGAAUGUAGUAACCUUUAAUAUAUCUAUCUAUAAAUACUCUCUUUUACUUCUCUUGGACUUAGUUUUUGGGUGAUUACUCAAUUGGAAUAGAAUUUCACAAUUCAACUUGUCAUUGUAUUCCCCUUGUUGAGUCUUCUAAGGAAACAAACAUGCAUAUACAAUUACAUGCUAAGACUUCUAGCCUGUGUUAAGAUUUUGAAAAUACUGGACUAGCCUGACUUACAUUUUUGUAGAAAAUAUUGCAAAUUUUCACCAGUCCUGUCAUAAACUCUACUAGCCACAGGCAUUGGGCUGGUGAAUUUGUACACCUGUGAACUCGGUUAAAUAUAUUGCAUUUGGGACUAGUCUUCUGUCUAUGAAUAAUGCAAAUAUCUGCAAAGCAUACACAAUGUAUUUACAAAGUUAUAUUUUGAUGAAUUUUGCUUAAUAGUUGCAGACGGAAGAAAACAAAAUGAAAUGGAUAUAUAUUGGAGUAUCUGGAACAUUUGUUGAUACAUUUUGUAGUAAGAUAAUAUAUGGACCAGAUGGCUUGUGAAAUUCUAUAGAAUAUUAGUAUUCAUUUAGUAAUUGUCAAAGAGGAUGUCCAAGAGAAACAUUGAAUAUACAGUAGGUAGUUUUAGUGAGUGUGUAUAUUAAAUUGUGUAUGUUAACAUUAGUGUAUAACAGUAGCUGUUCUAGGAAUUGUAACUACUGGAGUUUCUGCUCAAACAAGAGUUGUCUCCCAUGACAUAUUUCCAUUCAUUCGUUUCUGAGGGGUAACAGGGUUAAUGGUAUCUAUUACCAGGGACAGUAUAUUAUACGUCCCUGCUAUUACCUAGCUAAACAGGAAAAAGAAUUGGGUGUCAUUUUCUAGAGUAAAAAAAUCAUAUUGGUUUUGAUUGACUGUAUUUUUUGUGUGAAAAUAUUUUUCAUGAGAAAGUAAAUUCAUCAUUUAUCAUUGUUACUUGUUUGAAUCUUGCUGGGGGGCAGUUUGUUAUGCUACUUGUUAUUGGUGGUAUUUUAAAGUGAGAAGUAAUUUUCUUUCUUCUGCUUGUAUUUUGUAUUUUGAAAUAAUUCUGAACGGACAUAUGUGAAAUAUGUGUAUAUUCAAAUAUUACAAUAUAAGCUGUGUCUGAUUUUCUUUAAAAGAAAGAAGUGUUUACUGUUGAAAAGAUGGAGAAUUGUUUCUAAAAAUAAAGAUAAACCUUAUUGAUUUUACAACAAUUAUGAAACAAGAUAAAUCAACAUGUAUUUAACACUCUUGUUGGCCUGGAUGUUAACGCAUGGGAGGAAACCGGAGUUCCUAGUGAAAACCCACGUGGUCAAACAGAUACCUGUUCAGGUCAGAUAACGAAAUCGAACCCUGGUCACCUUGGUGAAAGGCCGGUGUGUUACCCACUGCACCACCCGACCACUGUUCCUAUUUUAACUCUAUGCUAAAUUCUCUAUCAAGCUAUGUAUGAUACCAUAGUACGUAAUGCUAUUGUAUUGUUGCUGUCUAUUGUAAAAUGGUGUUAUUUUAAGGACUGAGUAAUUGGUAGGUCUGUAAACCUAUAUCUAUAUAAGAGGAAUA
This is a messenger RNA of Mizuhopecten yessoensis (Yesso scallop), 5162 nucleotides long. Its product is annotated as type I inositol 1,4,5-trisphosphate 5-phosphatase-like. Bases 207 to 1544 code for a protein of 445 amino acids. Gene Ontology annotation, biological process: phosphatidylinositol dephosphorylation. Gene Ontology annotation, molecular function: inositol-polyphosphate 5-phosphatase activity. NCBI's taxonomy places the organism in Eukaryota, Metazoa, Mollusca, Bivalvia, Pectinida, Pectinidae. The transcript is spliced from 18 exons. The record is from RefSeq and is a predicted model, not a curated record.